Messenger RNA from Colletotrichum truncatum, 846 nucleotides. RefSeq lists its product as uncharacterized. NCBI's taxonomy places the organism in Eukaryota, Fungi, Ascomycota, Sordariomycetes, Glomerellales, Glomerellaceae. The record is from RefSeq and is a predicted model, not a curated record. Gene Ontology annotation, biological process: nucleotide-excision repair; DNA replication; double-strand break repair via homologous recombination. Gene Ontology annotation, molecular function: single-stranded DNA binding. Gene Ontology annotation, cellular component: chromosome, telomeric region; nucleus; site of double-strand break.
AUGUCUGCAUACGGCGGGUACACGAAAACCGGAUACGGUGCCCAGGGAGGCGACGACGCGGGCGGCUUCGUCUAUGGCGGUUCACAGCAGAACAGCCAAGGCGGCGGCAAGGCAUACAGCGAAGAAUCACUUCGUCCCGUAACGAUUAAGCAAAUCAUUGAUGCAGAGGAGGCCUACCCUGGCAGCCCAGACUUCCGCAUCGAUGGUACCACAGUCACACAAGUAACUUUCGUAGCCCAGAUCCGCCAAAUCUCUCCUCAACCAACAAACAUCACCCUUAAACUCGACGAUGGCACGGGCGUGAUCGAGGCGAAGAAAUGGGUCGAUACUGAUAAGAAGGAUGAUGACGCCUCCAACCUCGAGCUGGAGGGCUACGUCCGCGUCUGGGGUCGCCUCAAGUCCUUCAACGGCAAACGUCACGUCGGCGCCCACUUCAUCCGACCCGUUUCCGACUUCAACGAGGUUAACUACCACCUUCUCGAGGCUACCUAUGUCCACCUCUACUACACCAAGGGCCCGCUAAAUGGCGGCGGCGGUGCUGGUGCGGGCGGUGGCGAUGGCAUGUUUGUUGACGGCAACGACGGAUAUGACGGUGCGGCACAGGGCGGCAAUACCGGUGGUUCGGCACAUGCAGGCAAGCUGAGGGGCUGCUCACCUGCUGCUCAGAAGAUGUUCAACUUCAUCAACAACGCACCCGGCGGAAACGAGGGUGUGCACAUCAACCAAAUCUCGAGCGGGGCUGGCUUGAGCAUACGAGACGUGAUGGGUGCGGCAGACGAGUUGCUUGGCCAGGGCCUGAUUUACACCACCAUCGAUGACGAGACAUGGGCUAUUCUUGAUUAUUGA